GAAGGGAGGAGAAGGGAGAAAAGCAUGGGCGCAUAUGGAGAGUCAGUCCCUCUCAUUCGAUCAACACGAUCCGCGAGUGCAUUCCGUGAACCGCAAGCGAUAAACGCGACGACGACGACGACGAUGAACGGUGGCUCUUGACUUCGCCCGUCGGUCAUCUUUUUCGAUUUGCGUCAUGGGUUGUGGACCGUCGAAGAAGUGCAAGUGGAAAAAGUCCACGCUGGGACGGGUCUCUCAGUAUCAAAUGGAGGCGUCUCAGGAACUGGACGGGCUGAAGAAGAUGCCCAUCUCCCUGGAUUGCGACAACGGAUCGACAUCGGGGAGGAUCUCGGUGAAGCGAUUCCACAACCUCAUUUACGACGGAUUCUACGCCCCAUUUCUUAAGAAUCCCUUCUACGUCGUCGUGAUCGACACGAGAAGCGAGGUAGCGUUCGUCCAUUCCCACGUCAUCACCGCCAGAUGGCACGGACACAUCAAUUUCUCCGAGAAGAACUUCGAUUUCCUCAAGUUCAGCCUCAUCGUCAUGUACGACCAGGACGGGACGGGACUCGAUAACAAAGACUCCAAUCUGAGGAAACUCUUCGACUCGCUACGAAACCGAAGGUUCGAGCCCUUGUGCCUGACUGGAGGAAUAGAGGGUAUCGAGGCAUCGUGCCCGUAUCUGCUGACCAAGAACCAAUUCCCGAUCCGCGAACGAAGCAUCACACUCAACUGGUAUCCUCUGAUGAUCCAGGAGGGAAGCCUUUAUCUGGGACGGGCCGAUCAAGCCCUGAAUCCGGCGAUCGUGAGGAGCCUGGAUCUGACGCAUAUCGUCUGCCUCACGGAUACGAUUCCGAUCGGGAUAUUCCCCACGGUCUCGUAUCUCAUCUGUCCCUUGUGCGAGGAGUCACCCGCAGAUCUGCUUCAAAAGCUCCCCACCAUCCUUCAGUUCAUGAGGGAGGCCACGCUUCAGAAGGGACGCCUCCUCGUUCACUGCGACCAGGGAGUUAAUCGAAGCCCCGUGGUGGUCAUGGCGUAUUUGAUGACGACUCUGUGUUGUUCUCUGGAGGACGCUUACUACUAUUUGAAAGGACUUCGCCGGGUGUUGUUGCCGACCGAGACUUUUCUUCAACAGCUUAUCCUCUACGAAGAGGAACUCUAUGGGAAGCCAUUGACUCACCUCGAGGACCUCUGGUUGUGAUCAUCAUCAUCAUCAUCAUAAUCGGCGUCACGGUUCCUUGAUCGUUUGUUUUGUGAUGUGUGAAUUACUUUUUCAUCUCCCCAUCCUCUCCUCUCGUUUCGACCACAAACGAUAGAGGAAGGAGGAGAUGAGGGCAGAUAGCCUUUUUCUGUUUUCUCUUCAUGUCAGUGGCCUAGGUCUAGGCGUGGAGUCUAGACUCUAGAGCCAUCCGUCCCACUGCCAGACAUUCAUGUCACCGAUCCUCCCGCUUCCAAUCGCACGCGAAUCAGGAAACAAAGGACUGCCUUCUUUCGUCUGCUGCCACACUGGUCUUUACUUUCUUCCGAUCGGUCGAAAUUUACACGAGACCGCCAGCAAAUCGAUAGAGCGAGAGCGGCGAUUCAUACGACACCUGUGAAAGUCCAGACGGAAGUCGUCAGUUGAGACUCUGUCC
Darwinula stevensoni is the source of this 1613-nucleotide messenger RNA. NCBI's taxonomy places the organism in Eukaryota, Metazoa, Arthropoda, Ostracoda, Podocopida, Darwinulidae. The record is from the annotation of a GenBank genome assembly.